Schizosaccharomyces octosporus yFS286 is the source of this 3084-nucleotide messenger RNA. Its product is annotated as cytoskeletal protein Syp1. NCBI's taxonomy places the organism in Eukaryota, Fungi, Ascomycota, Schizosaccharomycetes, Schizosaccharomycetales, Schizosaccharomycetaceae. Bases 546 to 2849 code for a protein of 767 amino acids. Gene Ontology annotation, cellular component: cell division site; cytoplasm; plasma membrane. The record is from RefSeq and is a predicted model, not a curated record. Gene Ontology annotation, biological process: septin cytoskeleton organization. The transcript is spliced from 2 exons.
UAGAAACGUUCUUAAUAUGAAAUAAUUGUCUGUUUCAACAUUUAAUUGUUUUACUUUUCAAAGAAAAGAAGUUUCAUCAGAAACCUGAUCGUGGAUCAAUUACUUUCAUUCUCAUUACCGGUAGAAGUGAAUUUUGCUGUUUCAGUAAUUAUGAACGAAGAAACAGUCGGAUAAUUUGUAAAUGAUAAAUUGAGCGAGUCUGAAAUAGGCGUUUUACAGAAAAACAUGCUUAAACUACAGUAUUGUAUAGACUGGAGACCUCCACUGAAUAUUUGUAAGGACUUAGUUCAUAUUUUAAUUGGAAUUGUUGGAUUCAAAUAUACUCCUUUCAAGUAAAGAAACGCCUUACAAGAAGGUAUCCAUGAACGCUUAUAACGGAGGCCAUCAUGUUUAAAUUUUAAGAAUAUUUCAAUAAAAUCGCUUUUAUCAUGAUAUUCCUGAAAUUGUACUUGUAUAACGAAGAAAUUGUCUACUGACCCUCCGCUCUUUACCUGUUACAUUUGGUAGUUCAAUUUACUACCACACACACCGCACCCAUCAUCACAAUGGACUCGUUGACAAAAACGGAAUAUGUUACAGCGUUUCUGUCGAACUGUUCUCCGAAGGACAGCAUGUCCUUGUAUCGGCAGAGGUUGGAACAGGUUCGUUCAGACAACGACGUGUUGGGAUACUGGAUUCGUGAGCGCGCAGAGAUUGAAAAACAAUAUUCGGCGAAUCUGCAUAAACUAGCAAUGAAUAUGCAGAAUAUCAAUUCUCAGUCUAUGAGCUUUCAUGACGCGUGGAAGCAGUUGGAGGCGGAAACACUAGAAACUGCAAAAUAUCGUAACCAAAUGACGCAUCAAAUGAGUUCGCAAAUUUAUAAGCCUCUCUUAGAGUACUAUACCAGCUCUCCGCAAACUGCCUCAGCUCGGAAACUUGCCGAGCGUUUGACGAAUAUUGCUAAUGAGAUAUCGCCAAAUCAAGGAUUAAAGAAACUAUCAAAGGUUUCCAAAUCCGAUACCUUAAAUUCAAGAGCUAAUUGGGAUGCGGAAGCUCCUUUGGCUUUUGAAAAACUGGAAAACUUGGAUGAAGAACAUUUAUUAAUGCUUAAACAAGUAUAUUUAUCAAUCGCUAGCUUGCAAAGUGAUGCUUGUUCCUCACAUCAGGAUCUUUUUUCCAAAUCUAUGGAGGUUUAUAUGGAAUUACCCAUUGAAAAAGAGAUUAAAAAGUUUUCCGAAUCUGCUACGUUAUUUUCCGAACCUGCAUCAAAUACUGAAGCAGCAGGUUCGCCGCUAUCUUCCACCGACGACAAAGUUAAGGAACAUGGCGGGGAAAGUUCAUUGAAGAGUCGUGUGACGACCUUGUUCCGCCGGAAAACAGCUAAGAAAAGUAAUGCAUCGUCUCCGAAGUCUCCUCAUUCGAACAAGCUAAGUAAUCUCUUCAACAAACAGGGAAAGGAUUCUAACAAAGAAUCUAAAAGAUUGGUCUCAUCUCCUGGUACCAACAGUAGUGUUCCCUCUUUAUCCGAACAGUCUUAUGCAUCUUCAAUCGGUAGACCUGCGCAAGACUUUCAAGCAGACCAUGGGGCAUCGGAAGAUGAAAAUGAAGAUACCAUUCGACCGAAUAUGUCAGAUAGAAACCGAUUCAGUCCUUCACUAGAUCAACCUGAUUCAGGUGAACAGAAUAAUAUCUCACAAAAUCUCGAUGAAAACUUCCAGAACGCUGAACCUCAAACUAGUAAGGAACGGAUCAAGGAGAGCGGUACUCCAUUUUCUGAUCCGAGUGAUUUUAGUCCUGCCAUCCCAGUUCCUUCUUCGCCUUCAGCAAACUCGCCGACUUUGUCAACUAAAAACAAACAAGUAUCUGGAAACGACAAAGCUGCCAUUGACAGCGUUAGUGGCAGUCUUCGAAGGAACACCAGCUUGAGCAGAUAUCGUUCUAUGGGACGCUCAAAGACCUCAUCUUCAGCGGACCAAUUGAGCGACUUAAGUAGUUUGCCUAACCUUUCAACAUCAUCUCUACAGUCACUGGAUCAUCGAGAGCCAAUUCUUGGUUGGCUUCCGGAAUUACCGAAGGCUGCUGGUUUGUCUGCAGCCAUUAUAGAAACUUUCUCGGGUGAACUCACGGAUGCAGGAUUAUUACGUCCAUCUUGCUCUGGAACCGUUUAUUUGAAAUACGCAGCAAUUGUUGGUCAGUUGAGUAAAGUAGUCGGCGUUCGACUUGCUUCAAGUUUUCCAUUAGCUAUCAAAUUGCAGGAUGAAUACAGUGUUCACCCUUCUUCUUCUUAUGACUGUUUCCAAGUAUCCACGAGCAAGCUGGAAACACCUAAUCCUGCUUUAAAGUAUGACUUGCAGUUGGAUAGUGUGAAUGGUGCUCGUUGCAUUCCUUUGACUGUUGCUCAAAAGUGGAAACACGAAGAGACUGCCAGCAGUAUGAUUGCUUUUGUAAAGCCUAAUUUAGCAUGGAAGGAUAUUGGAAACACUCUUUUUAUCAAAAAACUCGUUAUGAGUGUAUAUUUGGGUGAAAACAUUAUAGUCAAAGGUUGUCAGAGUUCUCCUGCUGGAGAGUUUAGUAGGAAAACUAGUAAGCUCAAGCUUUCUUUUUCUGACAUUACGGUUCCUUCUUCCGGAUUCAAAGUGCUAGCUCGCUUUGAUGUUAGUCCAAGUGCCGCUGUUCGAAAACCGGUAGUUGGUUUGCAAUUUACAGUAAACCAUAAAUCAAAUAAUUCUGGUUUGGUAACGCUACUGGAACGACCUGAACUUGAGAGUCCUAGUUCAAGCCAUAGGUCUGUUCUGGAAAGUGCUUACGAAGAGAAGGAAGUUCCCACAUUUUACACCUCGCAAAUCCGUGAUUGUAUACUUUACGCAUAAUAAAGAAAUGCUUUCUCAUUUUUGUGUUCUUUUCAUACUUCGACUACUAGUCGUUUCUCUAGAUGUCUUUCUGUUGACCUUCGCUAAUGAACUUGAUGUGCUUGCUGUCAUUUCCAUAAAAGUUUUGCUUAGAGUAGUCAUUUCUUUAGUUUAUCUAUGUUUAUUUAUCAUUGUCUCUUAGUCUUUGUUUUUGUUUUUGAAUAACAUCUAUUCUUCUCAUUUUCUUCCUUUCCUA